Styela clava is the source of this 2900-nucleotide messenger RNA. Its product is annotated as testis-expressed protein 11-like. NCBI's taxonomy places the organism in Eukaryota, Metazoa, Chordata, Ascidiacea, Stolidobranchia, Styelidae. The record is from RefSeq and is a predicted model, not a curated record. Gene Ontology annotation, molecular function: protein binding. Gene Ontology annotation, biological process: meiotic cell cycle.
GAAAGUUUUAGCACGGAAUUCGUCCACUCCUGAUGCUCAGAUUAAUGAAGUUUUACUUGAAUUAUUGCGCCACAGGAUCUAUCAGUCGAAUUGGGAUUGAGUGCAUGCAGGAAUCUGAACACGAAUAGCAGAUUUAUGUUAUGUGAAAAUGGAAUAAAAGAACUAUUGAAAAGAUAUUCUGGCUCUUCCCAUGUAGCAAGGAUACAUGCGCAACAUUUUCAAUGCAAGUUGCAAAAACUAGAUGGGCAGGAAGCUCUGGUCUUCGCUGAGUCGUUUUUAAAAAACGUAGAAGUAAUGCAAUCAAUGGACCGGGAAUCUAUGAAAAGCAUUCAUCUUUUAAUGUGGGAACAGGCUGAAAAAUUUCAAGAAAAAAACGAUAUAACAAAUACUCUAGCUUGGUAUGAUCUUUCGUUGAAAUCGAACGCGACAGAUUCUGAUGAUUUUGAAAUGAAGGAAAACAUUGCUAGAAUACAACGCAAUCGAUCAUCAUGUCUUAUUACUCUGGGAAGAUUUCGCGAGGCUAAGCAGGCCACAGAAGAGGCUGCCAAGUUGAGCAACGAAAAUCCUAGAACCGAUUUCGCCUUGUUCAAGAUUGCUGUUGCUGAAGGCAAUAACACCAAAGCGAUAGAAUCAAUCGAGCGACUGGUCGGUAACUUCAAAAAAAAUUAUUCACGUGAUGAUGAUAUGCAGAUUGAUGAUGAGGAAUCUUCUGUCGGGGAUUCAUCAUCGACUAUUCAUGGAUUAGUUUGUCUUGCUGCGCAACUUGCUUUUGAAAAAAACGAACGUUCUGUUGCUAUGACAGCCUUGCAACAUGUCUCAGACACAACUGAUGAUAGAACAGCAAAAUUACUUUCACAAAGAUGCCUGGUAAGACUGCAUCUUCAACAGAUGGAAGAAAGCACUGAUAUAAGCGAAGAUCAAUCUGAUGUAAAAAAUUCAACAACAAUGAAUAUCUUAAAUAAGGCAACUACCAGUGUAGAACGAGCUUUGAAGAUUUUAGAAGAUAUUUCCGAACGAUCCUUGAACGAAUUCGAGAUAAAAAGUAGAAGACAAAUGUCUGUAUCAUCACAGAAUGAUGCGGCAGAAGUUACGAGAGAAUUAAUACAGGACGAGGCUGAAUGGUUCAUGAAAAUAUGUUGGAAUAUGGCGCUGGAAAGUAAAUCGUAUUCUCAAUUAAUGCAAAAACUAUUUCAUCUGUGCUAUAAGUUUUUAUGUUUGUUGACAACUGACAAGGCAAUUCUCACACGACAGAAGACGUGUCUAUUGAUGAGUUGUGCUGCUGCAUUAGAAGCUGGAAGAAAUUCCAACAAUAAAACAGAUAUGGAACAUCACCUUCGAUUUGCUUUAAACAAAGUGACAGAGCAUAAAAACAUUUGUAACCAACUGCAAAAGUUCGACGGUACGACUUCUCAAAGAGACGAAAAGGAGACCGUGUUGAGAGCUUUGUACGAAUUUGAAGCAUUUUCCAAGUUAUUCAGACGUGAAAAGAUGACAAGUAACAAUCCGAAAGCAACAGAUUUGACUGAAUUGGAACGCUUGUUUGAAAGUAUUAUUUUGCUUCCACAAGCAACUGUGAAGACAUUCGAAACAAUAGCAGCUUUGGCUGUGCAACAGCCUGCCAAUCAUAUUAAUCUGAGCAAAAGAGCUUUGAAAAUAGCUAUCAAGAAACUCGACUCGCAGGAGGGCGACGAUGACCAAUAUCAAAGACAGGAGGCAAUCAAAUAUAGCACUCUAUAUAGAAGCCUAAUUGAUCUUGCUCUUCAAGAUGGAAGUAGAAUUGAUCCAUCUAGUAAAGAAGAAGCGUUGAGUUAUUUCAGAAGUGCCUUGGAACUCGUUGAUGGAAAAUUAAAGAAAUUCUAUCCUGAACUUGAGUGUCUUUGGUUGACUAUCAAAUCCUGGAACGUCGGGGCUAGAUUAUUCAUAGGCGAACACAUAACAGAGGCCGAUAAGUGGUGUUCAAUGGCGAUGCGAUUUCUGUCUCAUUUAAAACAUUACAAGUCAAGCUACGAUGCACACAUGAAUGAAGUUUAUCAAGAAAUUCUUCCAAAAAAGGAAUCAUUGCCAACAGGACGAGAAGUGAACAACAUGCAAGUCCCAUAAUUCACAAGAACGCGAGCGAUGCCGACGCAGUAUCACACUUCUUCCCCCAGCCAGCGGUUUUAUCCUUCGCGUAAUGAUUGUCGCAGGAUUUAAAGAUCAGUGCCUGGGGCAUGUUUUUACUAUUUACGUUUGCUGGUUUUUGUUCUCUUUUCUCAAUUUGCUAAUUCAUCAGGACAGCCAAAAAAAUAUUUGAGAGUCGAGUGUUAGCGUAUAACUUCACUAAACGAGGAAGGCCACAUGUUUCAAAAAUUUCCGUUUGCAGGACAGCUUUCAGCCUUACGCUAUACCAUACUUUGUCAGGUUUUGUUUUUCGAAAUACUGAAAGUCCCUCGGACUGCGUUCUCUCAGGGCUAGUUUUGUUGGAAUCGCCGCUCGUUUUGGUGAGCGUGAUUAAAUACGUAUCGGUCCGCAAAUUCUGUCGACCCCAGAACGCCACGAGGACAUUCGAUAAUCAUAUGGCCAUUUCUUAUCGCUUGUGUAGUGGACAGACUUAUCUCCGCUCUUCCUUAUCGCACCGGCCAAGGGAUUGUAAUUUGGUGCCCUCUGGUUUAGCACGUUGAAUGGAAGAUGCCCAGACUUGGAAAAUUGGCGAUCUUACAUCCCGAAAAGCAUCACAAGCACAUGAUUUAUUAUUAUAAUCACAUGAAUAAAUUUAUAGGAAAUAUCGGACUAAUCAAAAACAUACAUUAUAUACACAUUAAAAUAAACACUACAAAUUAAUAUUAAAAUUUGGCUGGUACACAAAAGGAAAUGGAAAAGCAUAUAUUACAAAACAAUGGGAAGCAAAUUACAGUAAGAAU